AUGAUGAAUUUUGUUUAUUUGCUUCCAUUAUUUUUUAUUUCUUGCGUAAGUGCUGGUGAUGUAUCAAUUAAUGUAUGCAAUAAACCACUUCCGCCACCAGCAGUACCGGUGCCUCAAAAUGGAGCGCCUCAACAAGCUCAAGAACCUCAGUAUCGUCCAACCGUCGAUCCAAAUCUAUGUUUGGACUUGGACCCAGCUUGUUUAGAAGUAUUUAAUUUACAAGAGGCAGUGCAAACAAUUCCAGCGCAACUUGAUCCGUAA
Dracunculus medinensis (Guinea worm) is the source of this 261-nucleotide messenger RNA. The record is from the annotation of a GenBank genome assembly. NCBI's taxonomy places the organism in Eukaryota, Metazoa, Nematoda, Chromadorea, Rhabditida, Dracunculidae.